Messenger RNA from Raphanus sativus (radish), 1848 nucleotides. Its product is annotated as glycosyltransferase BC10. Lineage: Eukaryota; Viridiplantae; Streptophyta; Magnoliopsida; Brassicales; Brassicaceae. Gene Ontology annotation, molecular function: glycosyltransferase activity. The coding region runs from base 570 to 1733 and encodes 387 amino acids. The record is from RefSeq and is a predicted model, not a curated record. The transcript has 2 exons. Gene Ontology annotation, cellular component: membrane.
UCCGAUAUUUUUCCAAAGACUACGCAAAAGAACAGACCAGCGGUCAGCCAGAAAAAGAAACCGUUCACUUUACUUUUUCAAAGCCAGUCUUUCUCGAUUCAUCAGCACCCCUUCUCUCUCUCCAUCUCCAUCUCCAAGCUUCGAGAUCGAACCGUAAUUUCUCAGUAUUCUUUUCCUGUAAUCUCCACACUAUUCGAUUCUCGUAAGCUCGACACGUGGAUCAUCCUCCGCUUUUACUUAAGUUUCCUCAAGUAAAAGCUACUAGCUCUUGGAUCCGCUUACGCUCUCAGAUCAACUUUAUUUACGGUUACCAAAGUUGAUUCACUUCUCCGAGCUCCGAUCUACUCUCCCGGUGAAGAAAUAUAGAUCGAAUCAACUUGAAAUACUAAAGCGUGCUAGAAUCUGUUUUUUUUUUUUUUUUUUGCGGAUGAAAGUAAUCAAGCUGCUUCGUAGACUUCUUGAUUAGAGAUGAGAUCCUCGUUUCCACAAGUAAAUUAGUUAAGAUCAGCAAAUAGGUUGUUUUAGAUUGAUACUAGGCAAUCGAUAUAGUCUCUUUUAUAGUGUUGAGGAUGCAGACUAGGGUUAUACAGAUGGAAGAUGGAAAAGAGAACGGAAUCUUGGUCAGAUCAGGCAAGUCUAAGCCGUUUCCAGCGAAACUGCUGCUUAUACUAGGCCUUUUCCUUGCGUUUGCUCUCACCGUCUUCGUCAUUAGUGUAUCUACCAUCAAGUAUACUGGACUACAAAGCGUAGUCACCACAGUCACUUCAGGCUUCGUGACAUGCCGCGAAGAAGACGAGCCGAGCAGCUUAAGUAAAUGGAUACAGCCUCCUUCUGUUCUGAUGCAUAACAUGACGGAUGAGGAGCUUCUUUGGCGCGCUUCUUUCUCGCCUCGGAGGAAAGAAUAUCCGUUUAGAAGGGUUCCGAAGAUUGCGUUUAUGUUCUUGACUAAAGGUCCAUUGCCGCUUGCUCUGCUCUGGGAGAGGUUUUUGAAAGGUCACAGGGGGCUUUACUCGGUUUAUGUUCAUCCGCAUCCGUCUUUUACAGCCAAGUUUCCGGCUAGUUCUGUUUUCCACCGGAGGCAGAUACCUAGUCAGGUUGCAGAAUGGGGGAGAAUGACCAUGUGCGAUGCGGAGAAGCGUCUACUCGCCAACGCACUGCUAGAUAUCUCCAACGAAUGGUUUGUUCUCGUCUCGGAGUCAUGCAUACCACUCUACAACUUCACGACAAUCUACAGCUACUUAAGCCGAUCAAAACACAGCUUCAUGGGUGCUUUUGAUGACCCUGGACCGUUCGGCCGCGGCCGCUACAACGAGAACAUGGAGCCUGAAGUUCCCAUCACCAAAUGGCGGAAAGGGUCUCAGUGGUUUGAGAUUAACCGGGAACUCGCAGCUACCAUUGUCAAAGACACAUUGUAUUACCCCAAAUUCAAAGAGUUUUGUAGGCCUGCUUGUUAUGUGGACGAGCAUUACUUCCCUACGAUGUUGACGAUUGAGAAACCAAUGGCGCUGGCUAACCGGAGCUUGACGUGGGUGGAUUGGUCUAGAGGCGGCCCCCACCCGGCUACGUUUGGGCGAUCGGACAUUACGGAGAAGUUCUUUGAGAAGAUCUUUGAUGGAAAGAACUGCGCUUAUAAUGGUCGUAACACUUCCAUGUGUUAUCUCUUUGCGAGGAAGUUUGCUCCAAGUGCUUUGGAGCCUUUGCUUCACAUAGCUCCCAAGAUUAUGGGAUUUUGAGUUAGAGAGGAGUGUCUCUGAACCUCUUGAAAAUCAUAUAGAGAUAACGAAAUGGAUGUGAUAUGGAUUAUGUCCAAGAAAUUACUGCGAUAUUACUAUAUCUUGUUUGUUUUUA